Messenger RNA from Pantherophis guttatus, 619 nucleotides. RefSeq names its product transmembrane protein 97 (gene TMEM97). The record is from RefSeq and is a predicted model, not a curated record. Lineage: Eukaryota; Metazoa; Chordata; Lepidosauria; Squamata; Colubridae. Gene Ontology annotation, cellular component: endoplasmic reticulum.
AAAGGCGAUCGUUCGUUCCCGGCGCUUGCCAGCUCGGCGGACACCGAAAAGGCGAUGGCUGUGGCGCGCGUCCUCGAGUGGCUCUUCGCCUUCUACUUCCUCGCUCAUAUCCCGAUCACUUUACUCUUCGAUCUGCAGGCGUUGCUGCCUGGGCUUUACCCUUCCGCCCUGACCGAUAUGUUGACCUGGUACAAAACUACAUUCAAGGAUUCAUUGGUGGCAAACCCAGAACCCUGGUUCCGGUCUUUCCUGUACUUUGAAGCUUUUCCACAAUUAUUUUUCUUUCCCGUUGCUGCCUAUGCCUUCUGGAAAGGGAGCUGCAAGUGGAUCCGGAUUCCUGUGAUUAUCUACACAACGCACGUAACUACAACGGUGGUUCCUUGCUUGGCCCAAAUCCUGUUUGCUGAUUUCUCCAACGCGAAAGUCCCGGGUCCACAGAGUUUGCAGGAACGCCUGACCCUGGCUGCUUUCUACGCUCCUUACUUAGCAAUUCCCCUUGUGAUGUUGCUUUUUGUACUGUUCAGCUCUGCUUAUAAGCCAGUUGAAAAAAAGAAGAAGAAAUAAAACCUUUGGCCUUUCUCCUUUGGGGAGGAAGAUGUGCCAAUGAAAUCGAGGAAAA